This is a messenger RNA of Argiope bruennichi, 1747 nucleotides long. RefSeq lists its product as uncharacterized. The transcript has 12 exons. The record is from RefSeq and is a predicted model, not a curated record. Gene Ontology annotation, biological process: sodium ion transmembrane transport. NCBI's taxonomy places the organism in Eukaryota, Metazoa, Arthropoda, Arachnida, Araneae, Araneidae. The coding region runs from base 59 to 1345 and encodes 428 amino acids. Gene Ontology annotation, cellular component: membrane. Gene Ontology annotation, molecular function: ligand-gated sodium channel activity.
GUUUUACAUUUGAUCUGAUCGUUCACAGGUUUCCAUGAAUUUGAACACUUAACAAAAAAUGAAAGGAAGCACACAGACUAAAAUUAAUGAACUAAAAUCUCCAGAUCAUAGUUAUAAAUCAAGUAUUGGAAGUGUGGGAAGCAUACCCUGUGAGAAAUACCUUCAUUCACCUCAACGCGAUUUCUCACUUGUCAUCGAGAAUCCACAUGCAAGAGCAUCGAAAGGUAAAUACAUCUCAAAGGGCUACUCGGCGUGGUUAGUCUUCAAGAGUGCCGUAUUCCUCGUCUGCCUGACCAUCUGUUUUUACCAAUCAGUGCACUUCUACAAACAUUACUACACUUAUCCCUUGACAACGGGAAUCAUUGUUAUAAAUCCCAAGAAUUAUAAAAUUCCAGCAAUUACCUUUUGCGUCAGAAGUCCAUUUAAACUAAGAGAUUUUUGUAAAAAGCACCCAACUCUUUGUGAAAGACCAAUCGAUGUGGCUGCAUUUUGUGAUUUGUAUAAGCAUUAUUGCAAAGGUGAUCCAUCAAAAUUAACGAUUCCGAAAACAGGACAUUUCACGACAAAUCCUACCGGAGAUCCGGAACUUGAAAAAUUUCUUUUUCAUUCUUUUCGAUACUAUAACAUAACUGGUGGCGAUUCUCCUGUAAUAAUGACUCCUAAAGUGCGGAAGAAUGCGAAAUACACAGUUGUGGAAAACCCAUUCGAGCACGAAUUGAGACAAGGCAAAUUCAUGAGGUGUUUUUCGUAUAAUCUUCACCUUAUGAGUAAUACCGAGCCAGAAGUUGUAGAAAAUGAAACCAACGAAGAGGGAAAUCUGAAAAUUGUCGAUUUUUUAAUUUACUCACAGUUGAAAGACGUUUUCUUUGCAUGGUCACAGGACCAGGUCUUCUUCUCGGUCCAUUCUCCUUUUGUUCCUGUGAAUCCCCUUACAGAAGGAGAUAGUUUGGAACCAGGAUUUAAGUACAAUGUGUAUAUACGGUUGGAGGAAGAGCAUCUUCGACCCCCACCUUAUACCACUAAUUGCACGGAUUACAUAGAUCUGUGGAACAGAAAUAACAGAACAGGCGCUAGAUCUCAAGAAAUGUGCAAAACGAUUUGCUAUCUAUCAUACACAAGAAAGUGCUUCGGAUGUGAAAAAGCCAAAUUAAUUCUCUAUGACCCUGAGAAUCUCUGUCCAGAGCGUUUAAAUACGACUGGUUGUCCGUAUAAAUUUUAUGCUGAGGUUGAACCUUGUAAAAGAAGAUGCAAACCAAGUUGUGUAAAAUUGAAAUACCAUUACUCAGUAAAGAAGAUAGAAACCAGCGAAAAACGAAAAUUAUAUCACAGUCGGUGUUUUUGUUAGAGAUACAGAUGUCACCGUUUUGAAGCACAAUCCUUUGUAUGGAGCUUGGGAAGUCUUUAGUUACGUUGGAGGGUUGAUUGGCUGUUGGCUUGGCAUCUCAGUAUGGACGUGUUUCGGAAUUUCUGAAAAAAGAUUUCGGAAAGCUGCUGAAGUUAUACAGAAUUUCAGAAACCAAUCCAGACUAUCAGUUGAAGAAGCUAUUGCACUAAAACUGCAUAAAUACUAAAAUCAGUUUCAUUUUGAUUUUUUUUAUUUAUUACUGACUAUGCAAAUUCAUCUAAACUACCACAUUGUGUGUAUUGACUUGAAUGUAUGUGUUAUUUAUUUUUGAAUGUCCAUCAUAUUCUGGAUGUCUUCAUCUGUACAUAUGAAAUCAUUGAACUAGUCCAUUGAUUCUGUAAA